Lactuca virosa is the source of this 1373-nucleotide messenger RNA. Lineage: Eukaryota; Viridiplantae; Streptophyta; Magnoliopsida; Asterales; Asteraceae. The record is from the annotation of a GenBank genome assembly.
CGAGUUGCCUCGGUCAAUUAGCUAAACCAACAAUGCGGAAACAGGAAGAGCGUAAGAGGAAGCCGACGGAACUCAAAUGCUCGCCGGCGAAGUUACUCAAAAGUGGCACCGUAAACAAUCUCACCGUCAACGACCCCUACCCCAAACACCCUCGCCCCUCAUCCGAAGAAUGCCGAUCCGUUCGAGACGACCUCUUAGCCUUCCAUGGGUUCCCACAACAGUUCGUCAAAUACCGUGAACAAAGGUUGAAGCUUCUUCCCAACGAGGAUGAAUAUGGAUCCACGAGGUCACCGCAGGCGGAACCCGUGGUUUCUUCGAAGGAAAGUGUUUUGGACGGGCUAGUGAGCAUUAUAUUGUCACAAAAUACUACUGAUGCGAACUCUCAAAGGGCCUUUUCUUCACUCAAAUCUGCUUUCCCAACAUGGGAGGAUGUUCUUGCUGCUGAUUCAAAGUGUAUUGAGAAUGCUAUAAGAUGUGGAGGAUUAGCCCCAACAAAAGCUUCUUGUAUUAAGAAUAUGCUGAAUUGCUUGCAUGAGAAGAGAGGGAAACUAUGCUUGGAAUACCUGCACGACUUAUCAAUUGAUGAAAUAAAGACAGAACUUUCUCAAUUCAAAGGGAUUGGACCUAAAACGGUGGCAUGUGUAUUGAUGUUUAAUCUUCAGCAAGACGAUUUCCCUGUAGAUACACAUAUCUUUCAGAUUGCAAAGGCAAUUGGUUGGGUGCCCUUAGAUGCAGACACUAAAAGGACAUAUCUUCAUCUGAAUACAAGAAUACCAAAUGAACUGAAAUUUGACCUAAAUUGUCUCUUGUUCACACAUGGUAAAGCCUGCAAAGCAUGCACAAGGAAAGAAGGCCAAACCUUAAUCCUAGGAUGUGUACUAUAUUUCCCAUCUCAAAUAAUGGAAUCACUUGGGGAUAGAAAGCUAAAACUCUUUGGGUUUCUAAUCGAUCCAUGUGCCAAAAAUUAUGAAGAUAGAAGCAUAAAUGUAUCCAAAGAGGAAGAAAGGUCAAAAAUCCCUUCAAAUCCCAAGAAGUACAAAUGCCCAUUUUGUUUUAAGAAGUUUAUGAAUUCACAAGCUAUGGGAGGUCAUCAAAAUGCCCAUAAGAAAGAGAGAAUGAAGAAGAAAAAGAUGGAGCUUCAAGCUAAUAGAGCUAAAUUCAAUCUUUACUUUGGGGCUCUUUUGAGUGAUAUCCAUGAUCCUACUCUAUCCUUCAAUGGGAUUUCCUCUGAUUUUACCUUUUACUCCUUGGACAACUAUCAAAAUGUGAACUUUAGCAAUACCCAUAUUGUCAAUUUGCCUUUCCUUUCUUCUUGCUCUAAGUUUGAACAAGAUGGGUUUACUUUAGGGAUAGGAAAUAAUGGCACAUGUUAG